CAAAGGAUUCUAGGCGCUAACGGUUCUCCAGAGAAACAUCCCGUCAAGAUCUACCAACGGCAAUCGUCGCGUGCGUUUUAAAAUAAUUUGUUACCCGUCGAAAGUCACCUGAAAAAACGGUCAAGCGAAGUGAAUUUUAAUUUUUGGAAAAUUAUUUAUUCCAAAAGCAAGAAGCAGUUAUAAAAAAUAAUUGCUCAGCAUCCAGCUUUUUCUGCGAGGACAAGUAACUAAAAAAAAAGGAAACUUAGAAAUGGAUUCUGCCGCAGCCGCCGCCGCCAAGCGCGUUCAAAUCGAAAAGGCCCACAACUUUAUGCGCCAAUAUCGCGAUCCCGAGUCCAGGGAACUCAAGAAGCUGUCGGCCAACCAGUUCAUGGAUGUCUGGGCGCACUACGAUAAGGAUGGAAAUGGCUACAUUGAGGGCACCGAGCUGGACGGAUUUCUGAGGGAGUUCGUGUCGAGUGCCAAUGCCACAGACAUCAGUCCGGAGGCUGUCACGGACACCAUGCUCGAGGAGCUGAAGUCCUGCUUCAUGGAGGCCUACGAUGACAAUCAGGAUGGCAAAAUCGAUAUCAGAGAGCUCGCUCAACUUUUGCCCAUGGAGGAGAAUUUCCUUUUGCUCUUCCGCUUCGAUAAUCCCCUGGAAUCUAGCGUGGAAUUCAUGAAGAUCUGGCGUGAAUACGACACCGACAACUCGGGUUACAUCGAGGCGGAUGAGCUGAAGAACUUCUUGCGCGACUUGCUCAAAGAGGCCAAAAAGAUCAAUGAUGUGUCCGAGGACAAGCUCAUUGAGUACACCGAUACCAUGCUCCAAGUAUUCGAUGCCAACAAGGACGGACGUUUGCAGCUGUCGGAAAUGGCCAAAUUGCUUCCGGUUAAAGAGAACUUCCUUUGCCGCCAGGUGUUUAAGGAGGGCAUUGAUGGCGCCACAAAGUUGACCAAGGAAGAUAUUGAAAAAGUAUUCUCGCUCUACGAUCGUGACAACAGCGGCACCAUUGAAAAUGAGGAGCUCAAGGGUUUCCUCAAGGACCUUUUGGAGCUGGUCAAGAAGGACGAUUACGAUGCCCAGGAUCUGGCUGCUUUCGAGGAGACCAUCAUGCGGGGAGUUGGCACCGACAAGCAUGGAAAGAUCUCCCGCAAAGAACUCACCAUGAUCCUGCUGACACUGGCCAAAAUAUCCCCCGACGACGAGGAGUAAGCCGUUGGCUGGAACACAUACCAAAAAGAGAUUUUAGCCAACUCUAUUUUUGUCACCCGAUCGAGGGGAAUCCAGAUAAGAGGCCAACGAGGGCUUCGAGGCAAUUGUUUACUUUAGAGCUGCAUCCAAAGGGCAGCGAAAAAAAGAUUUUGGUAUCGGGGGACGAUCCUGAGCGAACUGGGAUCCAAACCGAAACGAAGCUAUUGGUAACACAAAUCUAAUAUAAAUGUUUCAAUCUUAAAUAAAUGUUUAUCGUACGUUAAGAUGUUGAGAGUAUAUUUCCCCCAAAGUCAAAACCAAAACGGAAAUUUAUCCAAUCAAACAAUUUGCAACACUGAAUCGAGCCACUUAAAGUAAACAAUUAAGAAAUGAUAACAUCAAGAUCAGUACAUCGAUUUUAUAUUAUAUUAUACAUGUAUUUAUAUUUUCUAUGUGUAUUUGCAUAAAGUAUUUUAUUUAAUUACCAAUUAAAACUCGAAAUAAAAGUAGUUAUAUAUUUAAGGAUACAAUAUUUAUUUGAGAUUACCUAAGCAUAAACGUAUAUGUGUGGCUACAAUCUGUAGAUAAUUGUUGUUAAUAAUUGUGUCAGUAUCCCUUAACUCGGCAGCGUAAUAAGUAUUCUUCUCCCGAAGGGUGGGUGUAUUCAGCACCCACAUUGUACUAUGUAUAUCUCCCGCAAACAUCAAUCAAUCAAUCAAGAGCCACUUGCAUCAGCCCCAGGGUGGACGCUACUAAUGCAGGUGAAUGCAAAUGCAUCUCCCACCUGAACGUGACACUGUCACGCUGAAGGGUGGAAAUGUAUCUAGUUAACGUUAGAGACACUCGUCCUUGUAUUUUCCACCUGAGGGUCUGUGCGAGGGGAGAUUACGAGGUGCAGAUUGAGGCCAGCUGGCAGCAUUUCCACUCAAUUUCCCUGCUUAGGCGAAUCGGUAACUAAACCUUAACGAAAACUUAAAGUUAACCUACAACGCUAUGAACUAUCCAACGUUUUUCAAGGUGCUAUAGCUAUACAAAUUACUACUUUUUCGGUUCCUUCCUUGCCUUUACCAUUAAUUUCUUUGAAACCAAUCUAAUUGAAAUCUAAAAAACUAACAAUUACUAACUUAAGCUUUAACGCCAAGACAAAUUGGUACAAUCUUGAAACGGAGUUUACCCAAGGAUUCACUUUUAAAAUUUCAAAAUGAUACGGAUUAACUGAAAACCACUUCCAUCAACUUUAAAAAUGGAACCCUGAGUAAAACCUAUUGUACACACCCGUACAUGCAACAAAAUGCCAACUUAACAUAUAAAUAAACUAAUUACGAUACAACUCUAUAUGAUAACAUACUUAUGCUAAUCCUAAGAUAUUGUUCAAACCACAUGCAUGUAAAGCUUCGAAACUGACUUUCUCUAUAUAUACAAGAUACCAAAUAUCGAAUAUAUAACUGGAUAUAUGUCUAAUACUAUGAAAAUACAACAGAAAUGUUUUAAUAAAGUAAAUACAAUCUAUGCAGACAUCAAGGGGUCAGCCCUCCAA
This is a messenger RNA of Drosophila suzukii, 2711 nucleotides long. It is a transcript of the gene Cbp53E, whose product is annotated as Calbindin 53E. Gene Ontology annotation, cellular component: cytosol; synapse; nucleus. Gene Ontology annotation, molecular function: calcium ion binding. NCBI's taxonomy places the organism in Eukaryota, Metazoa, Arthropoda, Insecta, Diptera, Drosophilidae. The record is from RefSeq and is a predicted model, not a curated record. Gene Ontology annotation, biological process: regulation of long-term synaptic potentiation; regulation of presynaptic cytosolic calcium ion concentration.